CCUGAAAAAUGGGGGAUAACUUUGUCCCGUACGGCGCUUGCUUCAACUGCCGACAGCACGGCUAUUGGGCUAGGAACUGCCCGUACCCGAGGAGGGAUGACGGGUAUGUUAGUGGUAGACCGAUCGGGGCGCCGGCGUUUGGACAGAAUCGCCCUAUUCUCCAAUCUCCUGGCGCACCCCCUCUGCCACUGUCCUCUCCUUAUGCUCCCUCGGCUCCCCCUCUAUCUGCGAUGGCUCAAUCCGUCCCGUCUAAUACUACCUCAAACCCUCCACCCCUGCCUAUUAUUUGUCCACCAUCUACCUCAACUCAACCACCCUACGCACCGGAAGCAGUCGCGUCCUCUUCGAAUGUUUUAGUACCUUACCAGCCUAGGCAUAUCGUCCCCAUGUCGGGACGAACGGGGUGGAACUCCUGGGGACACAGGAAGACGAAUGGCGAGAACGAACUGCUAACCUUAGUUCGUGAGAUCGCCUUCGACAAUCGUGAGAUGCGAGAGGCCAGGAGGCUGGAGAACGAAAGAAGGCAUCGGGAGGAGCAGAAACGGAUGUUGAGAGAGGCGGAUGCGAAGAGGGCUGAGGAGAUGGCACAGAAGGAGGCGGAGAAAGAAGCUAGACUAGCAAAAAUGAUCAAUGACAAGAUAAAGGAGAUAGAUAGCAAGUGUGAGGAAGAUAACAAGAAGAUUUGGGAGAAGUUAGGAAAAGGGAAAGAAGCAGAGAAGGCGGAGGGCGACAAAGCCGCAGCAAACGGUGAGAACAAGAAGCGGGGGCAAGACGAAAUYACCGGUACUGCGACAGUCCCACCUCCGACGUCGAGGCAAAGGGUCAACGAGGUUGGAGCUUUGGAUGCGGGUUUAUUGCUAAUGAAUUUGGACACUGUAUAGCGGAACCAAAUGACGCAGAGCCAGAUGUUCGAGC
Chara braunii is the source of this 915-nucleotide messenger RNA. The record is from the annotation of a GenBank genome assembly. NCBI's taxonomy places the organism in Eukaryota, Viridiplantae, Streptophyta, Charophyceae, Charales, Characeae.